AUGUCUAGGAAGAAACAAGAACUCCGUUUCCUCUUCAUUCUCGGUACCAAGUCUCUACAAGAUGGCAGGAAUAUGACUAUCCUAGUGAUAUUCUACGCUCUGUUCCUGUCUAUAGUUUGUAGCUCAACGGAUUCUCGAGAUGGUGGAAGUAAUGGAUAUACUGAACCUUUAGUAUCCAAAAUUGAUGGUUCAAAAUACAAUGUAUCGGUAUCCAAGAGUAAUGGUGUUCCAAUCCUUAAACUAGAGGCAAAGGAAGGUAUGGUAGUUACUGAACUCAAGUAUGGAGGCGAGACUAUAUGGGAUGGAGAUGGAGAAGUAGAGAUUUUAUCAACUUUGAUCUACUUUAGUGAUGAUAGACCAGAAGUAGUGACACUAAAGUGUAGGGAAAAUGGCAGGGAUCGCACCCUAAUCCUCCAUAAGGAUGGAAAGAAGUGGAAAGAGAGUAAGGAGGAACAUGAAAGAAAGCUCAAGGAACUACAGGUUACUAAAAAACAUGUAGAGGUUAAAGCUCAAGAAGCCAAGACAGCUGCUAAAGAAAUUACUGUGGUUGCUACGACAGAGGCUGUUUUCACUUCCACAAAUAGUGCUGGUAACGCUUUCAGAAAGAAAACCGUUUCAGGGGAUAUACAAGUUGGAAAUGAUUUAGUAGGAGAUACUUCAAGAGGUGCCAGGGUUGAAGAUGAAGAGUCUACUGAACAUUCACCUUCGCUAGGAGAUAAUGAUGAUAGCGGAACAGAAGAACCAGAGACUACCGAAGAGAAUGAGGUAAAGGAUAAUGAACCAGAAGAACCUAAAGAGGAAGCCUCUAUAGAAGCUCUUCUGGACCUGCCAGAGCAUAUUCCAGAACAUCCUCAAGAGUUUGAAGAUGAGGAUGAGGACCCAGAACCUAAUGACGAUGGUUUCUGGGAUACUCCUGACGACUACUCUGAAAGGCAAGAUGAUACCCAAGACGAACCAGAUGGACUUGUAAUUGAUGAUGAGGAUCCAUCUGAAGACCAUGAAGAUGAAGCGGAGGAAGCUUAUGAGGAUGAUAGUCUUAAAAGUGCUCCUGAGACUUCUACUAAAUCACGAACACGUUCUGAAGAAGGUACUAUUGGAGGACUAGAACGAGGACAUCCUAAAGAACCUGAAGACAACGAUCUAGGGGAGGAAGAUGAAGAUGAAGCAGAGGAAUCAGAAAACUCUUCUAGUAGUCCAGUUAGCAUGGAUAUUGCCGACUUAGACUCUCAAAACUACAAGCAUGUUGACUAUAUCUACGAUGAUAACCACAUUAGACUGUUCCUACCAAAUGAGGGUAUGAUCAUUGCCAAACUAAUCGAUGGAGAGAAUUCUAUAUGGGAGGCAAAAUCCGAUGAAAAGUUUGAGUUUGCCAAGGUAUACCUAAAUAAGGACGGUAAAGCAGAAGUCAUGCUCGUUACAAAGAAUACUCCAUCUGGUGUGGAGCGUAAAUAUUACACAAAAACUUGGACUGGAUGGAGGGAAUCUAAAGACAUUGGUGACAGGGUACCCAAGUUGAAAGUAUCUGCUCAACAGAAAUCUGACUUUAACAUUGACCUUUCAUUAGAAACUAGUACUAAAGAAUGUACCAUUUUUGAAGCGGAGUUACUGGGAGUUACCACUAAACACAUUUUUCCUAAACCUGGAUAUAUCGCAAAGGAAGUAAUGUCCAAUGGUGUUACGGUAUGGAAUAGUGCAAAUGGCAACGAAAGGUGCAUUGGAUGCGAGUUGUAUCUUAGGGGACGUGGACAUUUACUCCUUGCAGUUGCCAUUAAGGGAAGAACGAAGGAGUACAAGUUUUUUGAAAAGGAAGGAUCUAGGUGGGUUCCAGUUAAGAAUGAAGAGUUUUCUGAAAAGUUUGAACGUGAAGAUAAUGCAAGAAUCUUAUUCAUGGAUUUUUAUGAGACCAAUGAACCGGAAGGGCAGGAUAUGAAUGUCCCAGAGCCACAGGGAGGAGAAGCUGAGGAAGAGGAAGAUGAACCUCCAUCUCAAGAAGUCAAUAUGACUAGGAAUAUUUCAACAUCAACUGGAAGUUCUUCUGACCGUGUUGAUGCCUCCCCUUCUGAAGUGGAUAGACUUCCGAAUUCAUCAAGAGAAGUAAAACGCAAAAUUACAAAGGAUAGGGAAGUCAAGGAUAUACCUGUUGAAGUAGAAAACUAUACAAUCAGGAGGAAAACUAGCACUCCCACCAUUCACAAGGAAACAGAAGAGACUAUUAGAGCUCAGAGAGUUCCUGCCAAUCAUGUAAACAAUAAUGCACAAAUGCAGAAGAAUAUAAAUUGUAGAGAAACUUCCAAUUAUAAUGAAGAUAAAAAUAUUCAGCAUAAACAAGCUAUAGUCAGUAACUCCCAAAAUUUUGAUGUUAACAGAAUCAAUUGUAUUGGUAGUUGUGAACAGUGGUUACAAGAAUCUCUAGAAGGUUAUGAAGGUGAAACUGAGGGUGAAAUGAAGAUUAAAACAUCGAGGGGAACUCCUCUUCCAGCUCCUAGAUUAGCUGGACAAGUUGAUAGUACUCUUAAUCUUGCCAGUCCAGAUAAUUCCAAGUUAGAGCUUGUGGAAAGUUCAGCUUGUGGAGUAAGUUACAGAGGAUUAAGGCCAAAGGGUGCUUUUCAUAUAUCCUCAGUUAUGGAUGGUCAAGUUUCUGUAUGGACUGCUAAUGGAGAUCAGAAAUACACAUGUGUAGAAUAUUAUGAAAAGGAUGGAGUAACAAUUCUCCGUCUAAAAAUUUCUGACGGUAGUGAUACUAUGCCAAAAUACUUUGAGAAAGUAGAUGGAGAAUGGGAGAGUAUUACAGAAGAUGAUUAUGAUAAAAAGAUUGAGGAGAUGAUGGGCGAAUCCGGAAAAAAUGUCUCUCUAAACAUUUCUCAUCCUAACAGACUACUAUGCAAGUCCUUCGAUUAUAACUUUGCUGGUAAUGCUGUUCAACUCAUUGUUCCUAAUAAAGGCAUUUCUGUAUCAAAGCUCAUGUAUGAAAAUGGGACUGUCUGGACUCCUGGAUAUGAUGAAGAGUUUGGAUACGCCAAGACAUAUCUUAAUAAGGAAGGUAAAGCAGAGCUGGUGUCGGUUACUCUCAAAACAUCAUCUGGUAUAUUACGAAGAGAUUAUAUGAAGGGUUACAGUGGAUGGACAUCUUGCAGUAACACUGAAGAGAGGAUGAGGAGCUUAAGGACCUCUACAACUUUCAAAUCUAAUUUUACCAUGGAUAUUGCCUUGGCGAAUAGUACCAAAGAAUGCAGUGUCUUUGAAGUAGAUCUUCUAGGUAUUACCAUUAGGCAUUUCUUUCCGAAGCCCGGAUACGUUGCUGAGAAAGUUAAGGACAGAAAUAUAUCCCUAUGGGAAAGAGGGCAAUUUGAAGUAAUAGGUGGAUCUAGUGAUCGUUGUCUUUUUUGUCUUAUUUAUAAAAAUGGUGAUAAGGAACUAGUGGAGAUGAUCCUCUUGGAGAAUUUAUCAGAAAGGGGCAGAUACCUUGAAAAGGUAGAUAGAAGAUGGGCUAAAAUUACACGGGGUGAAUUUGACAAAAAGUAUUAUGAAUUGAGAAGACUUUCUACUCCACCUGCUCCACAAGCUACUAAUACUCCAGUUGCUCAGUCAGCUGGACAAUAUAAUUUUGAUAGUAGGGUAAAAAAUUCUCAAAGAUCUGACAAAUACAGAAACACAGACAACCUCGAAAGUGAAUCAGGAUUGACUGAUGCUGCAGGUGCACUCAGAGGAGGCAACCAAUAUAUAGCCUACGAUACUGACACAAUGUAUAUGAAUAGAGAAAAAGAGUUCUGGGGGAAGAUGGAUUACACAGACUCCAGAGAUUUAUUUAACGCUCAGCCGUAUUUGGAAUAUGGGCCCAUGGAACAAAUUUAUGCGGAGCCUAGGGGUAAUUUCGCACGUUAUCCCUCAAAUCUCAUGAUCCCUGAUAAGGAUUCAUGUACUAGAUGUGCCAUGGAAAGAAUGAUAACACCUAUCUUCUUUCCAGAAUUUCAGAGUGAUACAGUUAUUAAUGUCUCAAAGUAUAAUCCAACCUUCUACAACAUUUACGACUACUACUUUGACGAUAUAAUCACGAGGCUGAUUGUUCCUUGGUAUUGGACAGAGAUAACAAGCCUUAGUCACGGUGGGAAAGCUAUAUGGAUUGCACAGGAAGGAGAGAGUUUGGUGUAUGCCACUGUUCAUCUGAGGGACACUAUGCCAAUCCUGGCCUACAUUUUAAAAAACAGUCCCUCUGCAAAUAAAAGCGAGACGAUAUUGAGAACUAAUCAUGGAUGGAGACUCAUAGGAAACUACCCUGGUGCCUUCAAGAGUAUCCCUAGACCAAAUGUGGUUAAAUUUCAUUGUACUAUAGACCUCACCUGCCCCGACCAUGGCAGAGUCAAGGUCUUUGAUACAGUUCUGGAAGGACUUAAAACCCGAUUCUUUAUUCCAAGACUAGGAUUUCGUGCCUAUAAAAUCAUUCACAAUGGUGCCGUCAUAUGGAGGUCUCCAGAGUAUGAGUAUUCAGGAAGAAAAUCCCAAUGGAGAGCUAUUCUCGUGAGAGCCUACCUGAGGGGUAACUCCUGCUUCCUUGUAAAGGCUACAUUGAAGGAAACAGGUGACUCAUUAAGCUCCAUCAACUACAUUUACUUGAACGGUAGAUGGAUUGAAAUAGAUGAGCGUCAAUCUGAAAGAACGAAAUGGGCGCUAAAAGCUUGUGGAGAUUCACAGGAAAUACCUACUAGACAUUUUUAA
Theileria equi strain WA is the source of this 4713-nucleotide messenger RNA. RefSeq lists its product as hypothetical. Bases 1 to 4713 code for a protein of 1570 amino acids. Lineage: Eukaryota; Apicomplexa; Aconoidasida; Piroplasmida; Theileriidae. The record is from RefSeq and is a predicted model, not a curated record. The transcript has a single exon.